AUGCCGGUUUUGUGGACGACGUCUAGGUUGGCGGCCAUGGGCAGACUUCUCUUCCGUAUGGUACCGGAGCAACAUGAUGCGGUUUGUCAACACUGGCGGUUUGACCAUUGGUGCCCAAAUCAAAGCUGUUUACUGGGUGGCAGGGUCAGGGUCAGGAAGGCCUCUCUACGGAGUGGACUAUGGACUCUGGACGCUACACCGCACGCUGUUGUCGCUGUUUCUCAAGUGAGAGGCUCCAUGAAUGGUCUGGUGCAGGAUGAGCACGCAUACACCACGUACCUACAUCACUCUUCUCUAAAGCUUGAUCAGAUCAUUGUGCAGGCGGCCACGCAUCACUCAACCGUUCCUGCUCAAGAAAGCACCUGGGACGUCAUCGUACCCCUUCGACAACAGCGUGAGUCUGGCCUUUUGAUGAUGACAUGCCCAUACCGAUCCAUCAUCCCGCGCCGCCGCUGUUGUGGAAAAUGGGUGGUCUGCCAGCUGGCUCUGGCUCUGGCUCAAGAACCCCUGCUUCAUAUCAAUCCUGGUCGGUCGAGCCGCCAAUUGCUUUUCUCUCCUCUUGAGCAUCGAAAUCUUACCAGACUUUUUCCACCGACUGGUUCUGGCAUGAGCUAA
Molecule: messenger RNA, 615 nt
Organism: Colletotrichum abscissum
Lineage: Eukaryota; Fungi; Ascomycota; Sordariomycetes; Glomerellales; Glomerellaceae
Exons: 2
Coding region: 1-615 (204 amino acids)
Source: RefSeq, a predicted model, not a curated record